Molecule: messenger RNA, 1173 nt
Organism: Cucumis melo (muskmelon)
Lineage: Eukaryota; Viridiplantae; Streptophyta; Magnoliopsida; Cucurbitales; Cucurbitaceae
Exons: 4
Coding region: 1-1173 (390 amino acids)
Source: RefSeq, a predicted model, not a curated record
AUGCAAGGUUUUCUGUAUUUAGUGGAUUCUCUUCGUGAAGGAUCCUCAACAACAAGACCACCUGUUCUAGAUGGAGCAAAUUAUGCCUACUGGAAAGCUCGAAUAAUUGCAUUUAUAAAAUCGAUUGACAGUAAGUGUUGGAAAGCAAUGAUUGCUGGUUUGAAACAUCCUUCCCCUAAAGAUGUUGCUGGAAAAGAGACACUUAAACAAGAGAUAACUUGGUCCAAAGACAAAGAUGAAGCUGCAUUUGGAAAUUCAAGAGCUUUAAAUGCAAUUUUCAAUGGUGUUGAUCAGAAUAUCUUCAAAUGGAUUAAUACUUGUUUGUUUGCAAAAGAGGCCUGGAAUAUUCUUGAAACUGCUUAUGAAGGAACUUCUAAGGUUAAGAUAUCCAAACUUCAAAUUUUGUCUUCAAAAUUCGAAGCAGUUAAGUUGAUAGAAGAUGAGACCAUAGUAGAGUUUAAUGUUCGUGUUCUGGAUUUGGCUAAUGAGUCAUUCGCCUUAAGUGAAAAACUUACUAAUACAAAGCAGGUGAGAAAAGUGCAAAGAUCUCUUCCUCCUCGGUUUAACAUGAAAGUCACAACUAUAGAGGAAGCUAAUGAUAUUCUAGUCAUAAGAUUGGAUGAGUUGUUUGAUUCUUUGCGAACAUUCGAGUUGUCACUAGAUCUACACUUGCUUAUCAGGGAGUCAGUGAGGAAACGACAAAGUCUACCUCAAAGAUCACCAAGUUCUAUUGUUGGGUCUCGACGGAAGGAUAGUUAUCAAAAUACCGAUCAGAUUGAUAAAAGUGUUAGAUGUCAUGAGUGUGAAGGAUUCAGGCACCAUCAAGCUGAGUAUGCUAUUUAUUUAAAAAGAAAGAAAAAGGGGCUUGCAAUCACAUUAUCUGGUAGAGCUCUAAUCAGUUGUGAGCAAGAAAUAUCUAAUGAUAAUAAUCUAAUUGUUGGUUCUGAAGAAAAACGUGAGUUAGAUAGUGAGAAGUUACCCUCAUCUGGUGAAAAACUGGUCAAGGAAAAAGUUAUUGGUAAAGGUCAUAUUGAUCGGUCAGGUACACCAAAUCUUCGUGAUGUCAAAUUAGUUAAAGGCAGAAGCAGUAAAUAUAGCAUGCCAUAUACACAAUUGGAUUACUCUUCGUCCUGGAACUGUGUAUACAAAUUAUCAGCUAUGGAAGGGUCGUAA